UUUGGCGUUACUAUAUAAGUACCGCAAAUCUUAGUAAUAUUGAAGAAACGCUUGCAGAUGAUUGAAAUGAAAGCAGUUUUGUGUCUAUUAGUUUGUUUGGUCUUGGUGGAGGCCAGACCAUCAAAGGAUAUACCCGAUAAUAACAGUGAUGAAGCGGUAUACAUGAGGAAAUGCUACGGCUUUACAUGCCCAAAGGGUACUAUGGCCUGCGCCAAAGAAAACGAAGGAACAGAUCACUCGAAGAAAGAAACAGUUCGUUGCAAGAGUAAAAAUGAUGUACUCCUCAAAUCGUUCAUUCUGGAGGAGAGCCCAUUAAAGGAUACACCCGAUAAUAACAGUGACGAAGCGAUAUACACGAGGAAAUGCUACGGUUUUACAUGCCCAGAGGAUACUGUGACCUGCGCUAAACUCGACGAAGUGACCGACACUUCAAGGAAAGAAACAGUUCGCUGCAUGAGUAAAAAUAAUGAACUCCUCAAAUUGUUCACCAAAAUCUGUAAAAUGUGUAAUUACGAAUAGAGAUGUCAAAGUUUGUAAUUAGUAAAAUAUGAAAAUAAAGCAAUAACAGCAUGUA
This is a messenger RNA of Photinus pyralis (common eastern firefly), 574 nucleotides long. RefSeq lists its product as uncharacterized. The coding region runs from base 58 to 519 and encodes 153 amino acids. The transcript has 5 exons. NCBI's taxonomy places the organism in Eukaryota, Metazoa, Arthropoda, Insecta, Coleoptera, Lampyridae. The record is from RefSeq and is a predicted model, not a curated record.